Molecule: messenger RNA, 591 nt
Organism: Meyerozyma guilliermondii ATCC 6260
Lineage: Eukaryota; Fungi; Ascomycota; Pichiomycetes; Serinales; Debaryomycetaceae
Product: MARVEL domain-containing protein
Exons: 1
Coding region: 1-591 (196 amino acids)
Cellular component (GO): membrane
Source: RefSeq, a predicted model, not a curated record
AUGAUGAAAUACCAUAAACGAGCGUUUUCAGCAAUUUAUAGAAUUGUGCAACUUCUUUUUAGUAUUGCCGCGCUAGGAGUUUCAGCUGCGGGAGUUCAUUUAAUGGGAAGUUGGGAAAAGGGCAACUUUUCCAUAGCAGUAAGUGCAUUGUCAUGUGUUUACUUGAUUUCCGCCUUGACGUUGUAUAAAUAUUUCACUGCCAUUGUUGCACUUUGUUGUGAUAUAAUUGGAUUUGUUUUGUGGAUAAUUUCAUUUGCUCUUGUCACUCAAGUUUGGUCCGGAGCAGAUUGUUCCUAUGAUUUUUCUUCGUCAUACUAUUAUUACUACAUUGAUUUUGAUUGGAGCAAAAUCUGUCAUGUUUAUAUGGUGGUGAUUGCUUUUGGAGCAGUCAAUUGGGUUUCAUAUCUUGGAUCUAUAUUCUGUAUCGCAAGACUUACUUCCAGGAAAGACCUGUCUUUUUUGGUGAUGGACGUUUUAUCAUAUGCUGACGAGCCGGUGAAUGAUAUUGAAGCUGCAGUUAGUUUGGAGGCCGCUCCACCAGCAAAUAUAGUCAAUGACGUAUCACAACCUGAGGAAACCAAGCUCAAUUGA